GUUGCUUGUACAGGUGAUGGGCAUCAGCGUUGGGCUCUGGCUGCUAUUGGUCUUCUGUGGUCAGGGCUGGGUAGAUGGCCAGGAGCCUGCCUGUCGUCUACAGUGGAAGACUGUGUCUAAUAGUCUCUACAAGGAGGGAGAUGUGGUCAUAGGGGGACUGUUUCCUGUUCAUAUCAUGGCACCUAAGCCUGAUCUGACUUUCAAAGGGCAAAUGAGCAACGCUACAUGUCAGAAGUUCAUCUUACGGAACUAUCGCUGGCUGCAGACUAUGGUGUUUACCAUUGAGGAGAUUAACCGUAACCCUGGCUUGCUGCCAAACCUCACCCUGGGGUACCUGGCAUUUGACUCCUGCCUGGAGGAGCAGACGACAGUUGGUGCAGCGCUGGCCAUGGUGACGGGGCAGGACGCUGCUUUGUGGGGUUCCAGCUGCACUGGCACCCCUCAGGUGCCUGUCAUCAUCGGUGAUGCCAGGUCGUCUGGCUCCAUUGCAGUUGCUCGGACUCUGGGUAUUUUUGACAUCCCCAUGGUCAGCUACUUUGCCUCCUGUGCAUGUCUAAGUGACAGACGGAAGUACCCAACCUUUUUUCGCACAGUCCCCAGCGAUGCUUUCCAGUCUAAAGAACUCGCUCGUCUGCUGCAGCUGCUGGGCUGGGAAUGGAUCGGACUGGUGUUUGGAGAUGACGACUAUGGCCGUUACGGGGCACAGCUGCUCUUGGAUGAGCUGCAGGGCUCAGACGUCUGUGUCGCCUUCAGCCAAGUCAUCCCCAAAGCCCACACCCCCUGGCGGAUAAGACACAUUGUGGAGACCAUUCGUCUGUCUACAGCAAGGGUGGUGGUGAUCUUUGCCAUCGCCAAAGAUGCCAAAGUGCUCCUGGAGGAAGUGGUGAGGCAGAACAUCAGUGACAGGCAGUGGAUUGGCUCAGAGGGCUGGGUUACAACUUUCGACAUUUCAACCCCUCAGAAUUUGCCCUCACUGGUGGGGACACUGGGCUUUGCCCUGAGGAAGGCCCAAAUCCCUGGCUUGGGCCCCUUCCUCACCCGCAUCAAGCCUGCGGGGUCGAAGACUGAGCCGUUUGUAAGAGAGUUCUGGGAGACGCUGUUUGAGUGCUCACUAGAGGGAAAUCCCUCCUCCAGGGCCGACAGGCCCCAGUGCACGGGGACAGAGAGCAUAGAGGAGAAGGCCAGCUCAUACUCGGAUGUGACUCAGCUGGGAGUGAGCUUUAAUGUGUACAAGGCUGUGUAUGCUGUUGCCCAUGCCAUUCAAGACAUGCUUGCUUGCCAACCAGGGCAGGGGCCAUUUCAAAAUGGGAAGUGUCCCAACAUCAAUAAGAUUAUGCCAAAACAACUCCUUCACUACCUAAAGAGGGUGAAUUUUACAGCACCUCUGGGAGACAUUGUAAACUUUGAUGUAAAUGGAGACCCUUCUGCAUCUUAUGACAUCAUCAACUGGCAAAUAGGUCAUGGGGGCACGGCUGAAUUUGUGAAGGUGGGACAGUAUGACUCACAUCAGAAACUCCAGCUGGACCUCUCUAAAGUUGUGUGGGGUGGUGGUUGGACCAACAAGGUGCCUGUAUCAGUAUGCAGUGCCCCUUGCACCCCUGGCACCUGGAGGGCUCUGCAAAAGGGAAAACCUGUUUGCUGUUUUGACUGUAUUCGAUGCCCAGAUGGGGAAAUCAGCAAUGAAACAGGUGCGACAGGAUGCACAAGAUGUCCAGAGCACUUUUGGUCCAACAACCUGAGGACAGAAUGUAUCCCAAAGCAAGAAGAGUUUCUCUCUUUCCAAGAGCCAAUGGGGAUCAUUCUGACAGUGCUCUCGAUCUCCGGGGCGAUGCUCACAUGUGCUGUCCUUGGGACAUUCAUCCACCACAGGGACACACCUCUGGUUCGUGCCAACAACUCGGAGCUGAGCUUCCUUCUGCUGCUCUCCCUCAUCCCCUGCUUCCUGUGCGCCCUAGCCUUCAUUGGCCGACCGCUGUCCUGGUCCUGCAUGCUGAGACACACCCUCUUUGGGGUGAGUUUUGUGGUGUGCAUAUCAUGCAUCCUCAGUAAGACGGUGGUGGUCCUUGUGGCCUUCCGUGCCACUCUGCCAAGCAGCAACCUGAUGCGCUACUUCGGGCCGGCACAGCAGAGGAUUGGUAUCUGCUUGAGCACCUUGAUCCAGGGGCUGGUGUGUGUGCUGUGGCUUACACUGGACCCUCCGCUCCCCACUACAAAUAAAGCCACCGUCCACAGCGCCAUAGUAGUCCUGGAGUGUGCAGCCCUCUCUCUGGCUGGGUUUGCUGCUUUGCUGGGCUACAUUGGGCUGCUGGCAACUGUCUGUUUCUUACUCGCUUUCUUUGCCAGGAGGCUCCCUGAUCAUUUUAAUGAGGCCAAGUUCAUCACCUUCAGCAUGCUGAUCUUUUGCGCCGUGUGGAUAGCGUUCAUACCAGCCUAUGUGAGCUCGCCAGGAAAGUACACUGUGGCCGUGGAAAUUUUCGCCAUCCUGGCCUCCAGCUAUGGGCUGCUCCUGUGCAUUUUUGCACCAAAAUGUUACAUCAUUCUGUUCCGGCCACAAAAAAAUACCAAGAAGAACAUGAUGGCCAAAUAACAAUGCACUCUGUGUUGUUCUUAUUGUCUUUCAGUCUCUUUCAUCUGUC
Clupea harengus (Atlantic herring) is the source of this 2636-nucleotide messenger RNA. RefSeq names its product extracellular calcium-sensing receptor-like. Gene Ontology annotation, biological process: G protein-coupled receptor signaling pathway. Gene Ontology annotation, molecular function: G protein-coupled receptor activity. Lineage: Eukaryota; Metazoa; Chordata; Actinopteri; Clupeiformes; Clupeidae. The record is from RefSeq and is a predicted model, not a curated record. Gene Ontology annotation, cellular component: plasma membrane.